AUGCGGCCAAUUCAAUUAAAAUUCCAGAUUAUAAGUCGAAAGGGAGUCGAUGCUGAUUUUUGCCCGAGCCAGGCUCAUUGUUCGGACACCUGCGAGUAUGCACAGCGAGGAAUGGAGAUGAAACAAAAGAUCUCUGUGAGUCUGCUCUCCGUCAUCGUAACUUUCUGUGGCAUCGUGCUGCUCUCUGUCUCUCUCUUCGUCUCCUGGAAGCUAUGCUGGUUGCCUUGGAGAGAUAAGGAAGGCGGGGGUCUGAGCUUGACGUCGGGUCUCCUGCCCGGUGGUGCGGGUUUGGGUGGGGUCGGAGGCGGAGGGGGUGCCUCGCUCCUUCCUCCCCUUUUACAGAGGAAAGAUACUCACUCUUCUUCCUCGUUGUAUCCCACGCUGUCACAGCAGGGUCAGCAUCACCCCCAUUUCUCCGACGUGAUGGGGGUCGAGGGUGGAGGGGGGCUGGUGGUAGGGGGUGUGGUUGGGGGUCCGCAGGAGAUGCAGGAGCACUCCUACCUGGACAUGGACUCUUAUCCCAACAAUGCUGCAACUCUUAAGUUAAGCCAGACAUCGCCCGAGUUGCCCCCGGCAACAGAAGGAGGCUCAGCUGCGAAAGACCUGCCCAAUGCCCACUCCCAGCAGCAGGUCACCACCAGGCCAAAGCCCAUGACUCACCAGCUCUCCAGCCCUGAUUUCCAUGGUGAGGAGAAGAGCGAGCAGUUGACCAGCAUUGGGCAGAUCAAGCCAGAACUUUACCGCCUGCGCCAAGGAGACCAGGGGGACGGCAAACAAGGCAACAACUGUGGCAAAAUCAGCUUCCUCUUGCGAUACGCCUUCAACACGGAGCAGCUGGUGGUUAAGAUCCUGAAAGCCCUGGACCUCCCGGCGAAGGAUGCCAAUGGUUUCUCCGAUCCCUAUGUCAAGAUCUACUUACUGCCUGAUAGGAAGAAGAAAUUUCAGACCAAGGUGCACAGAAAAACUCUCAACCCGGUCUUUAAUGAGACGUUCCAGUUCGGCGUGCCCCUGGCUGAGCUGCACGCGCGCAAGCUCCACUUCUCCGUCUACGACUUUGACCGCUUUUCCAGACACGACCUCAUAGGUCAAGUGGUAGUGGAUAACCUGCUGGACUUCAGCGAGGGAACUGGGGAGAAGCCUAUUUGGAGAGACAUUGUGGAAGGAACGGCGGAGAAAGCUGACCUGGGAGAGCUGAACUUCUCACUGUGUUACCUGCCAACAGCUGGCCGACUGACCGUCACCAUCAUUAAGGCCACCAAUCUGAAAGCCAUGGACCUGACGGGCUUCUCAGAUCCAUACGUAAAGGCAUCUUUGGUUUGUGAAGGUCGAAGGCUGAAAAAGAGAAAGACAUCCAUAAAGAAGAAUACCCUCAAUCCCACGUAUAACGAGGCUCUGGUCUUUGAUAUUCCCAACGAGAACAUUGAGAGUGUGUCGCUCAUCAUAGCCGUCAUGGACUACGACUGUAUCGGUCAUAAUGAGGUGAUCGGGAUGUGCCGUAUGGGCAGUGAUGCUGAUGGGCCGGGAAGAGAGCACUGGACAGCCAUGCUGGCGAAUCCCCGCAAGCCUAUUGAACACUGGCACCAGCUGGUGGAGGAAAAAUCCAUAAACACUUAUGUGUCAAAGAGUGCCGCACCCUCCCCCAAGCCAAACAUAGUGGUGGACAGCCCUCACUCUGAGUAGAGAUGUCAGCAUUAUCUUUUUAGCGACGGGAAUACAUUCUUUCUUUUCACCUGUGAAUAAUUGUUCAUCAAGAAAGAAGCAGAGAAGAGAGACUGUGCUUGUGUUAGUGCUAUUCCUCUAAAUCAACCCUGCAGACCCAACACAAUAUAUAGAAAAGAAAACAACAACACCUAGACUAGACCGGACACAAAGCACACACAGAUACACACUCAAACAGACAAAGAACACACACCAGACUCAUAACAAAACAACUGGCAUGGAUGGUUUUGCUUCAGGAAUGAUGUUAAAGUCAAAAUAUGUCAUGAUUUAUUCAGGGGAAAUAUGACAAACAUUCCCACUUUAAAUAGAUAAUCUUUAUUUAGUUAUUUGAAACUGAGCCUACAAAAAAAAGAGAUUUUAAUUACUUAAAAAAGAACAAAAAAAUAAAUAUAUAUAUAUAUAUAAUCAGGAGAGAGACCUGAUAGAUUAUGGACCACGAAUGUUUCUGUGUAUGUGUGAGCGCAUGUGCGUACGUGAGUUUGUACGGGUGUCUGUGUGUAGCUAUAGAAAAUCUUUACAAAGUGUUUUCAGUCGGACAAGUAGCUGCAAGUUCUGGGAGUGCUGUAUCCUUGUUUCCUGUUUCUCUGGAGAGGAGGACUACUUUAUGACCGUUCCCAUCUGGAGGAGGAGAAAUAAGCACGGAUACGUUGGCCAAAUCAUGUCACGCAGCAUUGAAAUGUGUCCCUCUGCCUUCUACAUUUUUAUCACCUUCUGCUCGGAGCUCUUGGAGAUCGGCAGCGUUUUCUUUUAUUUGCGUUUGUUUACUAGAGUCCAGUCAUUCUUCUUGUUCUACCAGAUACUGAACGAAAGAGUAUGUUUCAUUGACCUGGACACACUGGCAGACUGAAUCCCCUUGAGAACUCUUCCAAUGGGAGCUUUCAUUGAUUUCAAACAUUGCCAGCGGACCCUAACUGGGACUGAGCUUGGAUUUGUGUGCACUUCCUGGAAACAUAUCCAAAGGGGGGAGAGAGAGAGAGAAAAAAAAAAGAUCUGGCCAUAGUAUUUUAUUUUUAUACCACGCCAAGAUUUUUUUUCUCUCAGACAUUUUUAAUUUCAAAAGAGGAAGAGUGUGCUCUCCAUCAUCCUUCUGCCAAGAGGACCACUUCUGAAACACACACACACACACAUUCGUCCACUUUUUCUUUCUAAUUUUUCCUCCCGUGUAUCUGAUGUGUUUGUGGGAGUGCUCUUUUUGUGUCGAUAUGCGUUUGCUCGUUGGUUUGGAUGUGUGCGCGUGUAUGCCUGUAUGUUGGUAUAUGUCACCGUGACCCCGUGUACGUCUCCACUUCCCUCGCCUUUGUCCUGCACAGAGAAAAUCUCAUUUUUUGAACAAUCAAGUGUCUCCUGUCCUGUGUCUUAGAGGAACUAUUUCUUGUGUAGGACCUGUUGCACUUGGUAGGGACAGGGUCUAUUUCUCAGAUGCGCGUUUCGGUCGUUCUCUGUAGAAUGUGGUUGUGACCUGUCUCCGUUGUGUCCCUAACCAGCUCGUCCCUAGCCUGAUCUGUGUUCUCGUGUUGGGUGUGCUUCUCUCACUCUUUUUCCUUUUCUUUUUUUUUGUAAAUGUGCUCUGUAUGUAGGAGGGGACAGACCUGAUGGCCACAGCUAAAAUGUUGGAAGUUUUUUCAUUGUCUUUAAAAGAAAAAGUGGAGAAAAAAAGACAAA
Molecule: messenger RNA, 3381 nt
Organism: Danio rerio (zebrafish)
Lineage: Eukaryota; Metazoa; Chordata; Actinopteri; Cypriniformes; Danionidae
Source: RefSeq, a predicted model, not a curated record